Myotis myotis is the source of this 5830-nucleotide messenger RNA. It is a transcript of the gene ZBTB16, whose product is annotated as zinc finger and BTB domain containing 16. Lineage: Eukaryota; Metazoa; Chordata; Mammalia; Chiroptera; Vespertilionidae. Gene Ontology annotation, molecular function: DNA-binding transcription factor activity, RNA polymerase II-specific; protein binding; RNA polymerase II cis-regulatory region sequence-specific DNA binding. The transcript has 7 exons. The record is from RefSeq and is a predicted model, not a curated record. Bases 376 to 2403 code for a protein of 675 amino acids. Gene Ontology annotation, biological process: regulation of transcription by RNA polymerase II.
GGGCAGGGAGCCCGGCUCCGCCGCCAGCACUAAAGAUGGAGAGGCGCCGGGGCCUCGCAGGGGAGGGGGCUCGGCGUUGACGUGGGACGCGGCGGAGGCGCCGAAGCCGGUGGUGAUUUGCUAACCUCACAGCAGAGAGGAGUUGAGGGCGAUGAGAGCGGGUACUGCGAACUGCCGGGCGACGCCGCUGCUGCCGCCGUGAGACGGAGAGCAACAGUUCUCCCGCAGCCCCGCUCCCCGACACUGGCACACCCCCGGAGGCACGCACGCCCACCCCACAGCGCCCGGCGCGGCCGCGCCCACGAAACCCAGCCCGCCCCACCACACAGAGCCUGGAAGGAAAGAGAGCCUCAUGCCUAAGCCGCGGGGAGCACCAUGGAUCUGACAAAGAUGGGCAUGAUCCAGCUGCAGAACCCCAGCCACCCUUCGGGGCUCCUGUGCAAGGCCAACCAGAUGCGGCUGGCCGGGACGCUGUGCGACGUGGUCAUCAUGGUGGACAGCCAGGAGUUCCAUGCCCACCGGACCGUGCUGGCCUGCACCAGCAAGAUGUUUGAGAUCCUCUUCCACCGCAACAGCCAGCACUACACUCUGGACUUCCUCUCGCCAAAGACUUUCCAGCAGAUCCUGGAGUAUGCCUACACAGCCACGCUGCAGGCCAAGGCGGAGGACCUGGAUGACCUGCUGUACGCCGCCGAGAUCUUGGAGAUCGAGUACCUGGAGGAGCAGUGCCUGAAGAUCCUGGAGACCAUCCAGGCCACAGACGACAAUGACACGGAGGCCACCAUGGCAGACGGCGGGGCGGAGGAAGAAGAGGACCGCAAGCCUCGGUACCUCAAGAACAUCUUCAUCUCGAAGCAUUCCAGCGAGGAGAGUGGGUAUGCCGGCGUGGCUGCGCAGAGCCUCCCUGGGCCCAUGGCGGACCAGAGCCCGUCCAUGUCCACCUCAUUUGGUCUUUCAGCCAUGAGUCCCACCAAGGCCGCAGUGGACAGUUUGAUGACCAUAGGACAGUCUCUCCUGCAGGGAACUCUUCAGCCCCCUGCAGGGCCUGACGAACCUACUCUGGCUGGGGCUGGGCGGCUCCCUGGGGUAGCUGAGGUGAAGACAGAGAUGAUGCAGGUGGACGAGGUGCCCAGCCAGGACAGCCCUGGGGCAGCCGAAUCCAGCAUUUCAGGCGGAUUGGGGGACAAGGUUGAGGAAAGGGGCAAAGAGGGGCCCGGGACCCCAACUCGCAGCAGCGUCAUUACCAGUGCGAGAGAGCUGCACUAUGGGCGCGAGGAGAGUGCCGAGCAGCUGCCAACCCCCGCGGAGGCCGGCCAGGGUCCCCCAGGCCGACAGGAGCACCUGGCGCCCACCGCAGAGAAACACCUGGGCGUCUACUCCGUGUUGCCCAACCACAAGGCUGACUCUGUGCUGAACAUGCCGUCGUCGGUGUCCUCCGGGCUCCACGUGCAGGUGCAGCCCGCUCUGGCUGUGUCCAUGGACUUCAGCACCUACGGGAGCCUGCUGCCGCAGGGCUUCAUCCAGAGGGAGCUGUUCAGCAAGCUGGGCGAGCUGGCUGUGGGCAUGAAGUCGGAGAGCCGGACCCUCGGGGAGCCGUGCAGCGUGUGUGGGGUGGAUCUUCCUGACAACGAGGCUGUGGAGCAGCACAGGAAGCUGCACAGCGGGAUGAAGACGUACGGGUGUGAGCUCUGCGGAAAGCGGUUCCUCGAUAGUUUGCGACUGAGAAUGCACUUACUGGCUCACUCAGCGGGCGCCAAAGCCUUUGUCUGCGAUCAGUGCGGUGCCCAGUUCUCGAAGGAGGAUGCCCUGGAGACACACAGGCAGACCCAUACAGGCACAGACAUGGCCGUCUUCUGUCUGCUGUGCGGGAAGCGUUUCCAGGCGCAGAGCGCCCUCCAGCAGCACAUGGAGGUCCACGCGGGCGUGCGCAGCUACGUCUGCAGUGAGUGCAACCGCACCUUCCCCAGCCACACCGCCCUCAAGCGCCACCUGCGCUCGCACACAGGCGACCACCCGUACGAGUGUGAGUUCUGUGGCAGCUGCUUCCGGGAUGAGAGCACACUCAAAAGCCACAAGCGCAUCCACACGGGCGAGAAGCCCUAUGAGUGCAACGGCUGCGGCAAGAAGUUCAGCCUCAAGCACCAGCUGGAGACGCACUACAGGGUGCACACAGGCGAGAAGCCCUUCGAGUGCAAGCUGUGCCACCAGCGCUCCCGGGACUACUCGGCCAUGAUCAAGCACCUGCGGACGCACAACGGCGCCUCCCCCUACCAGUGCACCAUCUGCACCGAGUACUGCCCCAGCCUGUCCUCCAUGCAGAAGCACAUGAAGGGCCACAAGCCCGAGGAGAUCCCGCCCGACUGGAGGAUAGAGAAGACGUACCUGUACCUGUGCUACGUGUGAAGCCGGCCGGCCGGGGCCAGAGGAGCGGGAGCGAGAGGAGGAGUUAGAGCAGGAUGAAGUCGAGGAAGGAUUGUGCAAAAAAUACAUGUCUAUACAUAAGGGAAAAAAGGAAGAAAAAGGAAACCUGAUAGCUCUCUGGCCUUGAGUCUCUCUGGGGCUCCAGGUGACCAGGAUGCCCCGCCCGGCCCCUUCCCGGGCCUCCGUCCCUCCUCCCCUGGCUGGAUUUCUGGGGUGGGGGUGGAAGGGAUUUUGUUCUGCUCAGACCCUCUUUUAUGUCCAGAAAUGGAGUCUGAGAAGAAGGCGAGGGGUGUUCUGGUCAGAGCCAGUCUCUGCCUGCCAUCCUCAGCCUCCUCAGAAGAUAGAGGCUCCGGGGGCCAGGGGGGUGGCCUGCAGAUGGUGGGGCUGGACUGGGUCGCUGGCUGACACUCAGAGUGGCAGCUGGUGUGCUGGGGGCAGAUGGGAGUGGGGAAGGGCGCCUCUUCCCCUCCCAUCACUCAUUUCACCUGUUGCUUCCCUCCGCUCUGCCGAUCUGCAUGUCCCUCCUGGUCUCCAGGAGCCUCAAGGCUCUUGCCCCUCCCCCAGCUCCUGGUCCUCGCCUUCCCCUGCCUCCUAUCCUCCAGUUCAGGGAGUGCCCAGCCCCCCCCCCCCCCAGCUCCUUAGAGGGGAAUCUGUGUCCGACCCCAGAGCCCCACUCCCACCCUUAGCCUCUGAGAACACAAAGCCAACGGAAGACCCACCCUCAGAAAGCCCUGUCCUGAGUGAGACUUGCUUCCCAGUUGGAAAAACAGCUAAAUACAUAUAAAUACAUGGGUCCCACCAACACCGGACAAGGCUCCCUGCCACCCCGGGUCCCGUCCCUGGGAGAAGGAAUCUGUGGACGUCCUUCUCCAGCAGUGCCCUCCCCCGGAGAAGGGGGCACCUGCCAGCAGUCGGGGUACUGGCCAAGGGGGUGCUGUUGAAUCAUUCUGGGGGCCUUUUAAACACCCCAGACCCGGUGAGCGCAGUGGGAAACCCAGGUCCAGAGAAGGCACAGAAUUCCUGGCUCGUGCCCCCCCCACACACACCCGCCCCCUCCGCCCCCCAGGCCACAGGAAGGGGGAGUUGUUGAAAGCGCUUCGGCCUUGUGUUACUUCUGUUGUGUGUCCGGGUUCCCCUGUAGCACGUUGUGCUUGAAUUACCUCAGUUUUUCGUGACCUCGUGAGCUUUUGUACCCCUGCAUCUCUCUCUUUGGUUGGGGGUUGGAAGAAUGGGGAGGGAGUUCUUUUGUGUUUCUUGUGUAAAUUAAUAGUUGGUUUAGUACCUGUUAGCUGGCCAAGACCCCCAUCCCUGAGCGACCAGCUUCCCAGCGGGAAGGAGCUGCACAGAAGGAUCGAGUCCUCGGGCCCUGAAUGUGGGGGCUGGGUCCCCGGAAGGUGGGUGGAGGGGGAGGCGUACUGGGGGCCUUUGGAGUCACUCCGUUGGCUCUGCCCAGAGCAUGAACUCAUCAUGCCCAGCAUCGGUUCAGCCUAAAACGCUCUGGACACGACCCCCCCUUUCUUACAGUUUGCUGGGUCUGGGGGCUUGUGCUAUUCAGAUCCUUGCGUCUGUGCGACCCCACCUCUGUGCGCGACCCCCACCUCUGCGCACAUGAUCAUUGCCAAAACCGGUCUGCUUCCUGGCUGCGAGGGAUGCGCCAGUCGGGGUUCUGUUGCCCGGGGUGGGGUGUUGUUUUCUGAAAGCUACCUCUUAGGUUCGUCCGGUUCCUUUGUCCCCUCCUGCCGGCCUGCGGCGCUGCUGCCCGCUCUCCCCAGCCUCCGCCCCAGCUUAGGAAAGCACAUUGCCAUGUUUGUGUUCACGGUGGGAUGGGCCCUCGGUUUCGACUCAUGCUUUAUUUGUGGAAGUUAUUUUCUUUCCUUUCUCUCUUGGAGAAAGUUGUGGCUGCGUUUUUAUCUUAGGUUUGAAAAAGUGGUUUAGGGAAGCGGUUUUGGGGAGAAGCAUCGUGAGGAGAAGAGGGCCGUGGGAGGGAUGGGUGCUGCUGGGACCACCCCCCGUCUCUUGGCCCCACCCCUCCAGUCUCGCCCACCCAAUUUGAAGGCCUUAAAAACUGUGUUGGGGGUAUAGCAUUGGGGGGACCGUGUCGCUGGACUAUGGAUUGGGGUGGUAAGUAGGGAGGAUGCUACUUUGCAAUUAUAAUAAUGAGUUAGUGCUUGGGAAAGGAAAAAGCUAAACUUGAAAUCCGUGACUAGAGCAGUUUUAUUUAUAAUGUGAAGAGGGAAGUCUUUGGCUAGGAGCAGUCUGCAGGAAUUCGUUGUGCACUAUGGCUCCCCCCCCCACCCCCACCCCCCCUCUGGGAGAAAGGGCCACUGGCGGGCCCCGGGGUCUGUAAGUCCCAGGAGACAGUGUGUUAACAGCAAGAUGUCAUUGAGCUUUGGUGGGGAAGAGAAAGAAAUCAAACUAUUCCAUGGACCUGGCUGACACCCACACUGGUCCCACUGCCCAGCAGCCAGGGUCUCCUCCCCUUUGCCUGAAAGCUGAGAGGGUGGAGCUAAUCGUAGAAAUUGUAAUAUUUUUGUAAUGUUUGUUAGUUCCUUCGUCAGUUCUGCAGGACCUUGCCCUUCCUUUUGUAAUGUGCAUAGGAAAAAGAAAAAGACAAAAAAAAACCUACCACCACCACCAAAAUGUCCGUUUGUGUGUGUGUGCGCGUGUGUGUGCGCGUGUGCGUGUGCGUGUGCACGUGCUGCUUGUGUGAGGUCAGGCAGCGUGGCGUCUGCUGGGCAGCACUGGAUGGUACUAAAGCUCGGGCCCCAGGGAGCCCCAGUAGGGAGGCAGGAAGAGGGGUCCAGACUGCGGUUUCUGAAGGGCGCUGGGUGGGAGACCUGUGUCUUGCUUUCUUCCUUUUUGGCUUCCUGCUCACGAAGGUGAGAAUUCUGAUCUUGCCAGGGCCGUCGUGGCCAGGCCUAAGGGCAAGGUGAGGGCCAGGGAUUAGCUAGAGGUGUUGCUGUGUCUGGAUAGAGGGGGCUUGGAGACUAGGCGGGGGGAGGCUGCUCCCCCCCCAGGUGAGGUCUGAGUGGCGUUACUCCCCUUUCUCUCCGACAUCUGGCCCUUGGCCACCUGCUGCCUUUGGCUGUGGACGGCGGACAGCCCUGCUCGCUCUGCCUUGUCCAGCGUCUCACGCUCUCCAGUCUGCAGGGUCCAGGUUGGUCACAGUCCCUCCCCUGGGUUCCCGCCGACAAGCAUGUCCCCGCUGCUUCCAGUGACACUGCCCCUGACUCGUGCCCCUUCCCUGCCACUCCUUCACUCACUCAAAGCAUUAAAAUCCUAUGUGUGUAGGAUAGACAGAUAUAUAUAGAGAGAUAUAUAGCAAGAGAGAUAUAAAUAGUAAAUAUCGUUGCUGCUCUGGAGGAGGCCACGGAUGUGAGGAAGGUGGGUCUGGGGUGCAAGGUGGGUA